Molecule: messenger RNA, 975 nt
Organism: Purpureocillium lilacinum
Lineage: Eukaryota; Fungi; Ascomycota; Sordariomycetes; Hypocreales; Ophiocordycipitaceae
Source: RefSeq, a predicted model, not a curated record
AUGAAGGAUCUCUGCCUUGAGCCCACAGCCCUCUCCAACGUCGCCACGACAGAACCUUUCCCGCUGCUUUCUCACGAGGCCGUUCUCCAGCACCGCCGGGAGCUCUUCAGCCCAGAGGUGCUGGACAACUGCCUGCACUACACGCGGCCCGGGUCCGUCCAGCUGCGCGGCAUGGCCCCCCGCUAUGCGCCGUUCAUUCACAAGUUCUGGCACUCGCCCGAGGUGCUGAAGAUUGUGAGCAGCAUUGCGGGCGUGGACCUCGUGCCGGCGAUGGACUACGAAGUGAGCCACACCAACGUGCAGCUGGGACCUGGAGGCCUCGAUGCCGUGCGAAGCACUCCGGUGGAGCCGCCGACAGCGACCGAGGAGGCCAUUCGCGCCUUUGAGGCAGACAAGGCCCAGAAGAGGGCCGUUACGGACCAGACUAAGCCCAUCAUUGAGUGGCACAAGGACUCACAUCCGUGGGUGUGUGUCGUGAUGCUGUCUGACGCGCGACACAUGACGGGCGGCGAGACGGAGCUCAUGAAGGGCGAUGGCACGACCCUCAAGGUGAAGGCACCGCAAAUGGGUUGCGCUGUCCUGCUCCAGGGCCGGUAUAUCACACAUACCGCUGCACCCGUCGACAACAUGCCCGAGCGCGUCACGAUCGUGACGUCGUUCCGCCCCAGGAACCCCAUGCUUCCUGAUGAGACGACCAACGCCAACGUCCGCAACAAGUCGCACCUCUCGGAGCUGUACUACCAGUGGACGACCUAUCGCCUCGAUGUGCUUGCGCAGCGCGCGCGCAUCACAGCCGAUGCCCUGCGCCGCCGCUACGACGAGAAUGUCAAGGCGAACGACCCAGAGGGCAAGAAGGGCAUGUGUCUUGUUGAGACUGUUAAUGUGGGCGAAGUGGAGGCGUGGGCGGAGGAGCAGAUCAAGUACAUUCGCGAGACACUGCACGAGAUGAGGCCAUUGGACAAGUCGGGAAAGUAG